This is a messenger RNA of Arabis nemorensis, 1158 nucleotides long. NCBI's taxonomy places the organism in Eukaryota, Viridiplantae, Streptophyta, Magnoliopsida, Brassicales, Brassicaceae. The record is from the annotation of a GenBank genome assembly.
AUGUCAUUUUUCGAAAAUCUUGCAGCUUCUGUGUCAUCUUUUGCAAACGAUGCUGCUAAAACUAUUGUAAAAGAAGUUGUAGAUCCAACAGUAUCUUUUGCAAACGAUGCUGCGAAAACUGUUGUAAGAGAAGUUGUAGAUCCGACAGUAUCUUUUGCAAACGAUUCUGCGAGAACGGUUGUGCAAGAAGUGUUAAAUCCGACGGUAUCGUUCAUCGAUAGCCAAAUCCAGCGGCCACGGGAUGUCAUCGAGCAACAACAGAUUUUAGACAAUCUCCAAGAACUCAACGGAUCGAAUUUUCCUGGCCACGACUAUCAUACGCCGGACCGGAAAAACUGGAUGGCUCAUCUCUCUGUUGAUAAACUAACCUUUAACAAGAUCGUGUGGCCAGGGACGCACGACUCAGCCACCAACGGAAUCGGAGACCCUUUGUUCACUCGUUGGUUAGGCGAGUGCCAAACGCUCUCCAUCUUCGACCAGCUAGUCCUCGGGACACGUGUCCUCGACAUCCGUGUACAGGAGGAUCGCCGUGUCUGCCAUGGACCUUUGAUGUCUUACAACGUUGAUGUCGUCCUCAAUGACGUCAUCAGAUUCAUGUCGGAGACCCAAUCUGAGAUCAUAAUCCUGGAGAUAAGGACCGAGUAUGGAAAGAAAGACCCUCCGGAUUUCGAGGCUUACUUGAUUGACAAGUUAGGUCAGUUCUUGAUACAUCAAGAUGAUAACUUGUUCAACAAGCCGAUAUCAGAAAUCUUGCCGAAAAGAGUUAUUUGCAUCUGGAAGCCGAGCAAGUCCCCGAAGCCGUACCGUGGUGGACCUCUCUGGAAUUCAGAUUAUCUAAAGGAUAAUUGGAUCGAUACGGAUCUUCCAUGGACGAAAUUCGAAAGCAAUAUGAAUCAUUUGACAAAACAACCACCAAUAUCGUCAAGAAGAUACUUUUACCGGGUUGAGAAUACAGUUACACCUAGAGCAGAUAAUCCAGUUGUGUUUGUCAAACCCGUGACUGAUCGGAUCCGGAAGCACGCAAGGCUCUUCAUAUCUCAGUGUAUUUCCUAUGGAUGUGCGGAUAAAUUGCAGAUUUUUUCCACUGAUUUCAUUGACGGAGAUUUCGUCGAUGCCUGCGUUGGACUAACUCAUGCCAAAAUUGAUGGAAAAGCUUGA